Caenorhabditis auriculariae is the source of this 3771-nucleotide messenger RNA. The record is from the annotation of a GenBank genome assembly. Lineage: Eukaryota; Metazoa; Nematoda; Chromadorea; Rhabditida; Rhabditidae.
AUGCGAGAGCUCAUAACCAACAUCUACCGCCGACUGGGAUCGUCGACCGCUGGAAAUGAAUUCGAAAGGUAUUUUUUUCGGAUCUCCACUUGAAAUUAUCGAAAAAAAGCUUCGCACUAGCUUGUCAAGAGUCAAGAAGCAAAAGCAGCAAUGUUCUUUUUUCACAUACUUUUUGGCUAUUUUUUUUUGUGGACUGCAAUUUUUUUGAAUUUCUGACAAAAUGCGAAAUAAUCGAGUCCAUCAACUUUGUUGAUUCAGCGCCGGCAUGGCUGAUUGCCCUCGCCGUCCUGAUGUGCCACGUCUUUCCUUCCGCAGUUGCAGCAAACGGUGAUUUUCUUUUUCACUUCGUUUUCUUAGCGUAUAGUUGAUUCACGGAAGGCUUGAGCCAUCGAAAAAGGGUUCUGUCACAAAGAAAAAAGAGUGCCUGAUUGGUGGAAAACGCAGGGGUCUUCACGUCCCAAGCUAGUCCUGAAUCGGCUAUACUGUAUAGUUGUUCAGUUCUUAUGAAUUUUUGGUUUCAGGUGGCUGCUGCGCUCUCCCGAUUCUGGCUAGAGAAAAGUCGACCGUUAUCCCGCAGCCUUGUGAGAAAGCGGGCUGCACAGAAGAGAUGAUUUACGCCGCGAAGCCUGAUAAAUCAUCCGAAAUAUUCGCGUUCCUGACAAAUCUCAAAUCAGCCGCCACCCUUCACUUAGAAGAUUUUUCGUCUAUGGUGUCGAUGUCUGGAAUUGAAAAGCUCCAUCACAAACGGAAAGGUUCUUAUAUCCCCUAUAGGGUUUUGCUAGCUGUCUGAAAUCGCGUCUUAGGGCCCGCGAUAAUAUUGAACAAUGUGAAAACAGACGAUAGGUCCUUUAUGAAUCUGAAAAGGAUCGACUUCGCUGAACCGCAAGAGUUCUGCUCGCCCGGCAGUGUUUUCAAAGUCGUUGGAACACCGGAUCCAACCGUUCUCGCCAAGUUGACGGCGCUCGAAAAGCAGGUGAGAGGCUUUUCAAAUACUGUUCUCCAGAUUUUGAUUCAGGCGAUAAAAGAGUGUGAAGAACUCAAAGGGAAACAUGUUCCGAACGAGAAUAAUCAAAGCUGUCCAAUUUGCAACUCAAACUGUCCGAAUGAGAAUAUUCAAAACUCUAAUAGCUACAGCUCAGCUGGUGCCAGAGGGCAAGCUAAAAACGAGGAAUCUGAAGGCUGUAGGCUCCAUAGUCCUUAUUCAUGACUCGAUUUUUUUUCAGUCAUGUCGAGAAAGUUGUCAUUGAUGUUGCUCGGGGUCGAGAGCGUGAUCAUAAUAGUCCUGAUCAUCGCAGUCAUCGCCUUGUUUUUGCUCAGCCAAGUGAAAAAUAUUUAUUUUUUCUCUUUCUUUUUAAUCAAUCACUUCAAAACUUCUAAUAAUGCGUUGCAGGAAAGAUAUGAAAAAUUACGGAAAGAAAUGCAGGGAUCGUAAAAGGCAACAGAUCCAUCAAGGCACCCCGAGAAGUCUUCAAAAUUCCCUCAGCCUCUAGCGAAAAGCUAUCCUUUUUUUUUUUCGAAAAGUCGGUAUUUCGACAUGACUAUCAAUAAACUUUUGAUCCCAGCCUCUUUGUACUGUUUUUCCCUAAAAGAAAACCUGUUUUAUUGAAUUCUACUUCUUUAAUUUUUCAAGACUUCCAAAAAAUACUUAUCCAGAGCAAAGAAAAAAAAUUAAGUUGCAAAUUGGACAGCAGUGAUUAUUCUCGUUCGGAACACUUUUCCUUUUGAGCUCUUCACACUCUUUUAUCGCCUGAAUCAAAACCUGGAGAACAGUAUCUGGAAAUGACCUUAUCAUUUUCAUCAGAGGGGGAAUCUAGAGAAUCUGUAGGUAGAUUGAAAGAAGAUAAAAAAUGGAAAAAACUUGUUAGAACUCGAUAAUCCAUGUUCUGGACCAACUGAGCGCCGUACUGUUCCCACAUGGAGACGCAGCUGAACGUCGGAAUUCUCUAAAGUCUUCCAAUACUGAAGGACGUGACGAUCUACCCGUCGUUCUUGGUCGACGCCAGUUUCGCAAACCGCCAAAAAAGUCUUCCAUUAUUCCAUGAUUCAGGAGGGGAUCUUCUUUGAAGGCAACUUGCAAAAUUAUCUCUGACUCUCCAAAAAGUAGUUAUCAUUUUCACUAUCUGACGGCUCUUCUGAAUUUCGCGGAAUCACUUCUAACACGUCAUUAUUUUCAUAAAAAGGAGAAAUAAACUCACGUUCAAUGAAACUAACGUGAUUUGACACGAAUGCGAGAGCUCAUAUCCAAAAUCUACCGCCGACUGGGAUCGUCGACCGCUGGAAAUGAAUUCGAAAGGUAUUUUUUCGGAUCUCCACUUGAAAUUAUCGAAAAAAGCUUCGCACUAGCUUGUCAAGAGUCAAGAAGCAAAAGCAGCAACGUUCUUUUCUCACAUAAUUUUUGGCUAUUCUUUUUUUAUUGAACUGCAAAGAUUUUGAAUUUGUGACAAAAUGAGAAAUAGUCCAUCAACUUGCUUGAUUCAGCGCCGGCAUGGCUGAUUGCCCUCACCGUCCUGAUGUGCCACGACUUUCCUUCGGCAGUUGCAGCAAAUAGUGAUUUUCUCAUUCACUUCGUUUUCUUAGCGUAUAUUUGAUUCACGGAAGGCUUGAGCCAUCGAAAAAGGGUUCUGACACGAAGAAAAAAGAGUGCCUGAUUGGUGGAAAACGCAGACGCGUCUUCAUGUCUCAAGCUAGCCCUGAAUCGGCUAAAUUGAAUAGUUGUUCAGUUCUUAUGAAUUUUUGGUUUCAGGUGGCUGCUGCGCUCUCCCGAUUCUGGCUAGAGAAAAGUCGACCGUUAUCCCGCAGCCUUGUGAGAAAGCGGGCUGCACAGAAGAGAUGAUUUACGCCGCGAAGCCUGAUAAAUCAUCCGAAAUAUUCGCGUUCCUGACAAAUCUCAAAUCAGCCGCCACCCUUCACUUAGAAGAUUUUUUUCGUCUAUGGUGUCGAUGUCUGGAAUUGAAAAAGCUCCAUCACAAACGGAAAGGUUCUUAUAUCCCCUAUAGGGUUUUGCUAGCUGUCUGAAAUCGCGUCUUAGGGCCCGCGAUAAUAUUGAACAAUGUGAAAACAGACGAUAGGUCCUUUAUGAAUCUGAAAAGGAUCGACUUCGCUGAACCGCAAGAGUUCUGCUCGCCCGGCAGUGUUUUCAAAGUCGUUGGGACACCGGAUCCAACCGUUCUCGCCAAGUUGACGGAGCUCGAACAGCAGGUGAGAGGCUUUCUCCGCUGCUAUUAUCCAGAUUUUGAUUCAGGCGAUAAAAGAGUGUCAAGCAGUGAAAGGACAAAAUCCGAAUGGGAAUGGUAACAACUGCCCAGGAAACAACACAGCUGGUGCCAUGGAGAGUAGCGAUGAGUCUAAAUGCUGUAGGCUCUAAAAUCAUUCUUCAUGAAAUGAUUUUAUUUAGUCAUGUCGAAGACGACGUCUUUAGCCUUGGUCGGCUUCGAGAGCGUCCUCAUUGUAAUCCUUAUCAUCGCAGUCAUCGCCGUGUUUUUGCUGGGAAAGGUAAAAAAAGAUUUUUUAUCUCUCAAUUGACCACUUCAAAAGUUGAAAUCUACCAGUGCAUUGCAGAACAAAAAAAACACGCCUGUGAAGUCUAGCUCGAAGGGAAAGAAGAAAAAAAGCUCUGAAGGUAGAGUGGAGAGCCGUAAAGUGAGGCUGACGUGACGAGUUUCAGAGGGCUCCAAAAGCAAAGUAUCGAUUCCGUCGAAUUUGAAGUCGGUCUCGGAAGAGGAUAUCAAGAAGAACGGUGCAAAGGGACAAGUCGAGGAGCAGGGUCCAUAA